This is a messenger RNA of Chlamydomonas reinhardtii, 3161 nucleotides long. RefSeq lists its product as uncharacterized. Gene Ontology annotation, molecular function: ice binding; transmembrane transporter activity. The transcript is spliced from 9 exons. Bases 245 to 2647 code for a protein of 800 amino acids. Lineage: Eukaryota; Viridiplantae; Chlorophyta; Chlorophyceae; Chlamydomonadales; Chlamydomonadaceae. The record is from RefSeq and is a predicted model, not a curated record. Gene Ontology annotation, biological process: transmembrane transport. Gene Ontology annotation, cellular component: membrane.
AAUCCAGAAUACUUGCAUGGCACUGUGAGCGUUGCUAAGAUGCGCAGUCUGCACAAUUCCAGUUUUGCUUAGUUUUGUCGCAAGUUAGUUGUCAAACACGCGCAAGAUGGACUGUAAGGAUGACGCUAAACAUAAUAUCAGAGAAGCAGUGCAUUCAUUCGACGAUGUGCUGGAGCGACAAGUUGGAGCUUUCGGGCGAGGCCAACUGCUGCUGCUCUUGCUCGUAUCCACAUCACACAUCGCAAUGGCAGCGCUUCUAAUGCUCAUGGUGUUCACGGCGCGGGACCCCAUACCCGUGCCCGGCGCCUGGCACUGCGAGCCCGACUCCCCCGCACUCCCCGCCUGCACCCGCGUGCUCGCCGCCGUCUCGGGAACCAGCCUCAUCAGCAGUAGCAACAGCAGCAACAGCGGCAGUAGCAGUAGCAGUAGCCUCGUGCCCUCCUCCGCUACCCAUGGCCCGAACAGCACCGCAGCAACCACAACCACAACCAUGACCGCAACCACAGCCGCAGCCGCAGCCGCAGCCGCAGCCGCAGCCGCAGCCGCAGCCGCAGCCGCAGCCGCAGCCGCAGCCGCAGCCGCAGCCGCAGCCGCAGCCGCCACGGCGGCGUAUGCAGAUCUGGCGGAGCUCUCCACGCCCGCCGGCCUGCGCGCCGCCUUCUGCCGCCUGCCGCCCGGCGCCGCCAGCUGGACGGCGCCCGCCGCCAGCCUGCUGUCGUACUACGGCCUCACGUGCGGCCGCGAGUGGUACGUCAGCCUGCUCAACUCACUGUACUUUGUCGGACUGGCGGUCGGCGGUAUGGCGUUCGGCGCGGCGUCAGACAGGUGGGGUCGGCGGCGGUGUCUGUACGGCUGUGCGGGACUGGCGGCGGCCGCCAGUGUGGGCGAGGCGGCGGUGCCGGCGGCGGCGGGGCUGGCGGGGUUCUGGGCGCACGGCGUUUGCCGGCUGGUGGCGGCGGCGGCCAUCCAAGGCAUGGCCAUUGCGGACGUGGUGUUGGUGACGGAGCUGGUGGGUCCCGACUAUCGCGGCCGGGUGGGCAUCCUCACACAGUCCUUCUUCAUCGCGGGAGAGUGCCUGCUGGCGCUCCUGGCCGCCUUCGUCCGCGACUGGCGACUGCUCACGCUGCUGUGCGCCGCCCUGCCCGCCGCCUUCCUGGCCACACGGCUGGCCGUACCCGAGUCGCCGCGCUGGCUGGCGGCGGCCGGCCGGCGGCGCGAGGCGGCGGCGGCCCUGGCGGCGCUGGCGGCGUUGAACGGCCGCGACGGGCGGCAGGAGAGCAGCGCUGCGGCAAUUGAGGCGGCGCUGGGUGUGGCGCUGGAUUCGGAUCCGGAUUCGGAUUUGGAUUCGGAGUUGGAUUUGGACGCGGAGCAGGGGGCAAAAGGGAAGGCGGAUGUGGAGCAGGGCCACGGGACGCGCCAGCAGCGGUCGCCGGCGACAGCAGCAGCAGCAGCAGCAGCAGCAGCAGCAGCAGCAGCAGCAGCAGCAGCAGCAGCAGCAGCAGGAGUACCUGCAGGAGCAGCAGUAGUACCUGCAGGAGCAGCGGCCGGCCGGGCGCCCAAUCUCUUGGGCAAGGCCGAAGGUGUGGAGGCAGCAACGGAGGAGGAGGUCGGAGGAGAGGCGGCAUCGCUGCUGUUGCACGCGCAGGGCUGGUCUGCGGGUGUGGCCGAGGGGGAUGCCGCCGCCACCGCCGCACACGGCGACACCGCGCAUGACCACCACCUCACCGGCUGCAGCGCCACCGACAGUAGCGGCUUUGGCAGCAGCGCCGCCGCCAGUGGCGGCUGCACGAGCGGCAGCAGUAGCAGCAGCAGCAGCAGUAGCAGCGGCAGCAGCGGCAGCAGCAAAGGGGGCACGGAAGCUCGCCACGCGGCUGCCGAUGUGGCCGCAGCCGCUGCGGCUCCGCACCCCCACCACGCCCACCACGCACACCACGCCCAGCCCCACCGCCACCACCACGCCCCGCCGCCCACGCUGUGCCAGGCCGCCCGCCACCCCCUGGUUCUGUCGUACUUUGGGCUGCUGUCCUUCGCGCUGUGCACGCUCGUCCUGUCGUACUACGGCAUCGGCUUCGCGCUGUCGUACAUCCCGGGCAGUCUGUACGUCAGCUUCUUCCUCAUCAGCAUCGCCGAGGCGCCCUCCAGCCUGGUUGUGGGCCUGCUGAUUGACCGGGUGGGGCGCUGCGGCCUGGUGCUUGCCGGCAUGGCCGUGAGCGGCCUGGCCUGCAUCGCCUGCGGCCUGGCGGAGGGGGCGCCGCUGGCGCAGGUGCUGUUUGCCAUGCUGGGCAAGUUUGGCUGCAGCGGCGCCUGGUCGGUGCUGGUGGUGUACUGCGCCGAGGUGUUCCCCACUUCGGUGCGCUCGGUGGCCUCGGGCGCCAUCUUCCAGGGCGCGCGGGCGGGCGGCGUGGCGGCGCCCUUCGUGUUCCUGCUGGGGGACGCCACGGGUGUGGUGCAGGCUCCCUUCUGGCUCAUGGGCGGCGUCACGCUGGUCGCCGCCUGCGCGUGUGUGCUCCUGCCCGAGACGGCCGGAUGCGACCAGCCCGAGAGCCUGCAGCAGCUGGAGGCCAAUGCGGGGCGGACCCCGGCGGCGGCGGCGCGGGAAGACCAUCAGAGUGACAUGCACGACGGAGUUGCGCCUGCCAAGGAGUAAUGCUUUAUUUAAUGCCUUUCAUUGCACGGGCGUGUCUAACGUCAAUGGGUAUCUGCGCGCCACGUGACAUUUCAUUUCAUGAAUCGGGAAACAGUCCUGCCGGCGGGGGAACCUGAUGGAGAUCGCGGCUGCACGUAGGGUACGAGAGCCGGUGAGGGGGGGGGGCUUGGCUAGGUUUGGCCGCUUGCGUGAGUGAGACGCCUGACCGCGUCUGGGUGCCGUCUUAGCCCACGUGCCGUUGGCACGGUAGGGAUGGGGCCGCAGGAGACUACGGUAUUCAGCAUUUCAGCAGUGACGAAAGCUGGAAGCUGGCGGUGUGCGAGGCCGCUUUGGGUUCGUUUGGCGGUUUGGGCACAGGGCACUGCAAAUGGUGCUACAGGUGUUGAUGACGGUUGGUGCCGUGCGGCCGAGUGGGAGGUUACGGAUUGCUUUUGACGCAGCCUGCUACACGGCAAGCAGUUCAGGAAUGUCCAGGAUACCAGAAUGGACAUGCAGCUUGUAAAUCAUAGCUCGU